AUGACUACUCGAAACGUACUCUACUUCCAGUCACAAUUAUUUUUUAAACCAAAGGAUGUGCCAUCAUUAAUUAUGACACUUCUUACAAUACUUCCAUUUGUUAUAAUUUUUGUUUGUGGGUUUAAAAUGGUUCAUUAUGUUAAUUCACAUACUGGAUAUGAUGAAAAUAUGAAGAGAUUACUUAAACAAUUGACAAAAACUUUGAUAAUUUUGGCAAUUAUUCCAUUUAUUAACCAAUUAUUAACUAUAUCAACAAUGAUCUUGAUUUUAAAUAAUAAAACAAAUGAUUCAUCCAAAGAUUAUGAUAUAAAUCCAUUCUAUAUGUUUCGUGCAAUCUUCAAUCAUUUUACACCCGUUUUUAACCCAAUUGUUUGUAUAUUAACUAAUAAGCCAUACAAAGAAGCUGUUUUUAAUCGUCUACAAAUACACCCACAAUAA
Molecule: messenger RNA, 438 nt
Organism: Meloidogyne enterolobii
Lineage: Eukaryota; Metazoa; Nematoda; Chromadorea; Rhabditida; Meloidogynidae
Source: the annotation of a GenBank genome assembly